ACUCUCUUUAUGAUAGUAGAAGAGAAAGGAGACUUUCCAACUCACUUGUAUCCUUAAUUUGUCGAGACUUAAAGUCUUUGUUUCCCUACUCAAUCUUCUCUGUUACGUCUAUUGCGUAUUUUUCUAGUAAGGCACCGCGAGUGCAUGCGCGUUGUUGUCUACUGUUCUGAUUACUUCUGGGUACUCUCUUCUUUUAGAUAGCACCAAUUAUUUUGCUCUCAUACUAAUACUUCCUGCAUGUACUAAGGUUAUAGUUGUUAUUUUGACAGACAGAUACUCUACAAAAUGAAUGUCUUCUCAGUACUAUUGACAGUAUGUCUAGUGGAACUAUGUCACUGCGGAGAUGACGCCACUGCUACAAAAGAAGCAUUAAAGGGAGCAGUAGGCGGCCAACAGAAUUCUCCUAACUCUGUUGAAGAAUCCAAACAGGUGGUUCCACCAUCUCAACCUACUCCAGAAGAGUCUGCACCUCUGAGUGCACGUGCUAAAAAGGUUGGACCACUCUUUGAUGUAAAAGAAUCUGGUGAUAAUGGUGUGUUUUAUUUGACCUGUACACCAAAGAAGGACAAGAAUCCUAAAAGGCUUGUUUACGAAGGCGUGAUUGUAUGGGACGGAAAGAGAAAAGCACAGUUCUUGUCAGCCCUAAUCUACUUUAAUGGAGAUCAACCAUAUCUUGUAACACUGCACUGUAGGGAAAAUAGAAAGGACUAUACCCUCUUCCUCCAUUAUAACGGUGAUAACUGGGAACAUAACAGGAGAGAAUAUGGGAGGAAGCUUAACAUGCUAAAGGGAAUCGUUCCUGUCGUCCAACCAGCAAGACAGGUUAAUACUAUUCCCAUCACUCUUGACCUUUCCAGUCUGAAUGAAUCAGAGAUAGAGAUUGCUACAAGGGAAGAUAGGGGAGUAUCACAUACUACAUAUUCUCCAAAGGAAGGUGUCCUCAUAACCUCUGUUGUUGAAGGUGGAGCUCAACUUUGGGCUACUCCUGAGGGUGAAAAGCUUUUAUUCGCGAGAGUAUCGACAAAGGGAGAAUCUUCACUGCUUUUUAUUUCCGCUAAAAUUUGUGGAAGGGUCAGUAAAAGGUACUUUGAAAAGCUUGGUGGACAAUGGAAGAAGAUUACCGAGGGAAACUAUGACAAGAAACUAGAUGACCUAAAGAACGAGCCGAUUGAGAAACAUGCCGAAGAGAAUGGUCAGUCUAAUGAUACUUCUGAAGACUCUCCUGGUGAGGAAUCUCCAGAAACUGAAUCAGCUGAUCUCACUUCAGAGUCUGAAGAUUCUGAAUAGUGACUCCUAACGGAUACUCUGAGUACACAAUUCAGUACCAUAAUUCGG
Messenger RNA from Theileria equi strain WA, 1335 nucleotides. Its product is annotated as signal peptide containing protein. NCBI's taxonomy places the organism in Eukaryota, Apicomplexa, Aconoidasida, Piroplasmida, Theileriidae. The record is from RefSeq and is a predicted model, not a curated record. The transcript has a single exon. Bases 286 to 1287 code for a protein of 333 amino acids.